AUGGCUUCUACAACGGGUAAUCCCCACAAUUGGCGGCCUCUUUCAUUUCUUAAUAUUAUUACCUUUACUUUUUUAUUCUUGAUUACAACGACAAUUGCCCAAGACUUCACUUGCUCACCUACGAAAAGGUGUAAAGAAGGAUGCUGUAGCAAAGAUGGUUGGUGCGGCUAUGGUCCUACCUCUUGUUCAGCUGAGAAUUGCAUUAGCGAUUGCGAUCGUAAAUCGGCUUGCAAUCCUGGCUGGGGAAUGCAAUGGUCUGCUAGUCAAAACUGUCCUUUGAAUGUCUGCUGCAGUCCAUUUGGGUUUUGCGGUACUACUCCUGAAUUUUGCGGCAGCAAUGUGAUUGCAAGCCCUUCAUGUCCCAUCUCUAAAAGGACCUCUGCCAAGCGCACAGUUGGUUACUGGGAGAGUUGGGGUGUAGGAAGGGGGUGCGAUGCCAUCUGGCCAGAAGAUAUUAAUGCGAAGGCUUAUACACAUCUAAACUUCGCAUUUGCAUUCAUUGACCCCGUCACAUUCGCAGUAUCGCCCAUGGGACAUGACCCAAGUCUUUACAAAAGACUUACUAGUCUUAAAAAAGCCAAUCCCGCACUUAAGGUCUAUAUUGCGAUCGGAGGAUGGUCUAUGAAUGACCCAGAUCAACCUACUGCUACUACUUUCUCUGAUGUCGCGGGGUCUACUACGAAUCAAAAUAAGUUCUUUAACUCUUUGAUUUCGUUCAUGGCGACUUACGGAUUUGAUGGUGUGGAUAUUGAUUGGGAAUAUCCGGUAGCUCCAGAAAGAAGCGGUACGCCUGCUGACAAGGCAAACUUUGUGACAAUGCUUCGGAACAUGAGAACCGCAUUCCAGCGUGCGGGUAGGAAUUAUGGUAUUACUAUAACAAUUCCUGCAUCUUUCUGGUAUUUACAGCACUUUGAUAUCGUAAACAUCGAGAAGGUUGUGGAUUGGAUUAAUGUUAUGAGCUAUGAUCUUAGAGGUGAAUGGGACAAAGAAAACGUUUGGACCGGUCCAUAUAUUGGUGCACACACCAAUCUUACAGAGAUUGACCAAAUGCUGAAACUUCUAUGGCGGAAUAACAUCAAUCCGGACAAUAUUGUCUUGGGUAUUGGAUUUUACGGUCGAGCCUUCCAGCUCGAGAAUCCAGCUUGCACAACCCCAGGCUGUCGUUUUUCUGCCGCAUCACCUCCUGGAGCUUGUACAGCCGCUGCAGGAUACCUUUCCUACAGCGAAAUUACUCGCCUAGUAGCUGCCGGAAAUCCUGUUACUUAUGAUCCGGUAGCUGGUGUAAAAUGGGUGACAUGGAAUCAAAACGGAGCGAAGCAAUGGGUAUCAUGGGAUGAUGCGCAAACUAUCAAACUUAAGGUUGACUAUGCAAAUAGCAACUGUCUAGGUGGUACUAUGGUUUGGAGUACAUCUCUUGAUACAAAAGAUGGCCAAGCUGCACAGGCUUUGUCCGGGCCAAACGGUUCAGGACGAAUAGAGAUUAACAAUAACGUUGCUCUAUCUGUUACUGUUACUGAUUCUCUUAGUACAUGUAGAUGGGCUGCAUGUGGUGCGAGCUGCCCUGAUGGAAUGUCGCCUGCACAAAACUCAAAGGGGAAUCAAGUAGAUGGAGACAGAAGGUGUCCUGGUCAGACUAGAUUGUUCUGCUGCCCUAGUAAUGAUGUUCCCCGCUGCGAAUGGAACUGGGGUAGUUGGAACUGGGGUGCAGAGAACACCGGACUCUGCGGUGGUGGGUGUAGCAAAGGUUGGGUUGAAGUCGGGACAAGUACAGAAGGUUGUAGUAUGGGCCACCGCGCACUAUGUUGCGAACCCAGAAAGAGUGUCGAAGCUAUCGGUAAAUGCCAUUGGGAUAGUACCUCUCCAUUCUGUAAGAGAGGCUGUGGGUCCUCUGGCAGAACGGAACUUGUUUCCUCUAGAGAUGGGGACGGCGGAGAACAGAUCUGCCAAUCCGGACAAAAGAGCUUCUGCUGUGACCAGCCUCCACCCUUUACCAAUUGUGCAUGGCAGCCUGAAUGUAACCAACCAUGCGAACUGGGGAAGUAUCUCGUUACAGCCAGUUACAUGGAAAAGGAUUGCUUCGGAACCAGUGGCUGCAAGGCAUUCUGCUGUGAUCCACCGGGAAGAAGUGUAAGCCAAAUCGAUCGUCGGGCAAUAGCAUUCGGCGACUGGGCGGACGACUUCUUGAACUCACGGCUCAACCAAUGCCCUGCACCACAUAUUAUCCUAAAUCCUCGAGAGAUUGUCCACGUACCUGAAUUCGCAUCCUUGAAGAAAACUCGUUCACCUGGUAACUCUAGCUCGCUCUCCCUAUCCAAACGACAGUUCUCGGGUGGUAAGAACGAAGAAUAUCUAUACCUUUUGGCACUUGUGGCUACAUCUGGAGCACUCGACGCCUUACAACGUCAAAUCCGGGAUCAAUGGAACGACCUUGCAGUUUUCAGAACUGGCCUCACAACUGAUGUUCUUGGACGGUGGUUAAGAGCCUACCCUGGCCGUGACCGUGUACAAGAACUCAUGAGACUGUUCUGCCUGACAAGCCCAUUUUCGUACAUCAACCGUGUAUUAGGAACUGCUACUCAGCUAUGCCAUGUUCACGGCGGACCGAGGAAACUACGCAGAGAUGUCUCCGGUAUGGAAGGGGGUAUUAUUCUUUCCGGGCUUUCCCUCGCCCCGAUGCCCAUGAAGAAAAGAACAUUCAUCGGCGAACUCGAUGCCACAUAUUUCGACGAAAAUCGGGUUAUAGCUAAUUGGGGUGAUGCUCCAACCGUUGGAAGACUUUUGCGGCUCAUUGUCGAAGGCCGGCUUAGACAAGAGUUAUUCCGUUUCUUUGGAUAUCGCCAGGGUACAGGGACUAUAGUUGAAGUUGUCUACCUCCUCGGACGAGAACCAAACCAUAUGAUCUCUGAGCUUCAAGAACAUCUCACAGACCGAUAUGCCGUAUUUCAUUACCAUAUCCGUGGCUUCGUAGGCGGCAGCCAAGCCGUUUUCGGCGCCGACGCUUACCUAGACUACGUACAUGUCUUCCACACUAACACCCUAGAAACCCACGGCGGGCCGAACACUUUCGGAGCUCGCAGCCGCCCAGAAACAGAACAAGAAAGAUACGCCCGCGCCCAAAUAUUCGCAUGUCCCGACAAUGAAUCUUGGCUCGCCACUGAUAUUGUCUCAGAUACACAAUUUGAUUACGAUCUUACACAGAUCACGGCGGGAUUAGCGAGACGUGGAGUAUUCAGCUACCGUCCAGGUAUUGUUGAUACAGAUGGCUCGUGGGCUUUCCAAUGGGGAAAUCAUGCAACAGCUUGGAGGUUAACGAACGGCGAGACCGCUCACCCAGGAUGGGAAACACAGUAUAACCCUGCGGCGAACGGGCUGUCACCGCCAUAUUAUAUCAAUCCUGCACAUCCGCCACCGAAUCCAAAUGGGAUCUAG
Messenger RNA from Orbilia oligospora ATCC 24927, 3429 nucleotides. RefSeq lists its product as uncharacterized. NCBI's taxonomy places the organism in Eukaryota, Fungi, Ascomycota, Orbiliomycetes, Orbiliales, Orbiliaceae. The record is from RefSeq and is a predicted model, not a curated record. Gene Ontology annotation, molecular function: hydrolase activity, hydrolyzing O-glycosyl compounds; chitin binding. Gene Ontology annotation, biological process: carbohydrate metabolic process. The coding region runs from base 1 to 3429 and encodes 1142 amino acids. The transcript has 6 exons.